GUUCUGACCCACAGCCUCUCGGAUCUGGGUUCUCACGUUCUGAACUACCUACCGCCUUUCGCAUCUGGUUUUUCAUGCUCUGAACUACCGUCUCUUAUUUUCCGUCACAAUGUCGGACUCGGAUGAUAUUGAGGUCAUUGCACCGCCUCGCCCCAAUGUCAAUCCGACGGCGACUAUGAUGUGGCUUCAUCCUGCGGACAUUAACAUGCUAUCCCCAGUCGAGCAGAUUCUGAUCAACAAUCAGAACGUGCUGGCCGCUCAGUUGCAGAGUGUUAUGGCCAGCUGUGAGAUCCUAAUAGCUCAUACCAGGGGAAGACGCGGAUCGAGCGUCAGCUCAGCCGUAUCAAGCGCAGGUGAAGGCAGCGUCGGACGACGGAGCACAGCUAGCCAAGCAGCUCAGGCCAAUGAAAUGACGGCCACCAUUGAUGCUCUGUAUGACAAGCAUAUCGAUUCCAUCUAUGCUGUGUUUCUAGAGUUUACACAACACAAGGGAAACAAGCGCUACAUCACUCAUCAUACCAACGCCGUACCUGUGGCAGAGAAGUUUGUUUUAAAGGCGAUUCAGAGUAUGUCCGGCUCUAGCUCAGAGGGCGACCAAGAGAACUCUGCCAGGGACCAUUUGAAAACCCUUACCCAGUCCGUCAAUGCUCAAGUCGAGCUUUAUAACAAGUUGUGCAAGAAAUACAAGGAGGACCAGCAUGAGGCCAAGAGCCGCAACAAAUCUGCGAAACUCGCGAGGCGGGAGGAGACUAGUCGAGCCAAGGAUCUGGAAGCCAUUCGUCGUGAGCAUUCGGUUACCUCAACUUCAGCAUCAGAGGCUCCAAACUCAUCACAGCCUCGCGCUACACGUUCUCAGACUCGGCAGCAGUCUGAGCGGUCGGACGAGCUCGAUUCGGAUCAGGGUCGGUCCGACAGGGGCAGGAAGCGGGUCAGAAUCUCGGACGAGCACACAUACCAUGAUGAUGAGCAAGAUCACGAGUAGUAUUUGCUGGCAAAUGUGUUUCUGAACAGAGGAGAAGCUCUCGGCGGAAUGUUUAGUAUUGCGCAUUGUGCAUUCGUUGGUCUCUGGUGAUAAAAGAAAAUAAGGGGGUCACAGAGUUAGUUUUGCAGUAACUUCUGGAGAAACUCCAAUGUUUUGUUGGACUACAUAGUCCUUGCUAGUUUGGUAAGGGGAGAGCCGGAGUUCGGAAACAGGUACAUGGGUAGCUAAAUUACCGAGCCGUACGAGUUCCCUGAGCUUACUAGUAUCCCAAAUCCAUUCAGUACCAAUGUGGAAAUUGACGCAACCCGCGUCCCAAA
This is a messenger RNA of Pyricularia oryzae 70-15, 1299 nucleotides long. RefSeq lists its product as uncharacterized. The record is from RefSeq and is a predicted model, not a curated record. NCBI's taxonomy places the organism in Eukaryota, Fungi, Ascomycota, Sordariomycetes, Magnaporthales, Pyriculariaceae. The coding region runs from base 110 to 982 and encodes 290 amino acids. The transcript has 3 exons.